Molecule: messenger RNA, 1128 nt
Organism: Vanderwaltozyma polyspora DSM 70294
Lineage: Eukaryota; Fungi; Ascomycota; Saccharomycetes; Saccharomycetales; Saccharomycetaceae
Gene: TAP42
Product: Tap42p
Exons: 1
Coding region: 1-1128 (375 amino acids)
Biological process (GO): regulation of signal transduction; regulation of dephosphorylation
Cellular component (GO): cytosol
Molecular function (GO): protein phosphatase 2A binding
Source: RefSeq, a predicted model, not a curated record
AUGUCUGUCAGUGACGAGUACGCUUCGAUUUUAUCAGUUAUCUCGACUAAAAUAGAUCAUACAACGCUAAGACAAGAUUCUGUCCAGUUUCAAAAUGAUCUAACCUCUGUGAUCGCCAGGCUGCUGAAGUUGAAAUCGGAUGUCUAUUCUAAAUUGGCCUUGUUCAGCAAGAACGAAACCAUUGAAGAUGUAUCGACAUCAUCUUUGAAGUUUUUGUCCAUCGAUUAUUAUCUAGCAGUAUUAUGUUCCAAGAAACAAGCUAUUGGCAACAAGUUCAACAAUCCAUUGUCGAAAAAUAGAAUGAAGAUAAGUUUUUUGAACAAGUCUGUGCAACUAUACAUGCAAUUUAUAAUAGCUCUUCAAGAUUUUGAAAUAUUAGACAGUAAUCUAAGCAAGAAGAUUGAAUUAUUCGAAGAAACUUAUAAACCAACGCUAGCAGAAUUAUACUCACAACCUAAGAAUGGAGAAGACCUAUCAGGAGCUCAAUUAAAGAGACAGCAGAAGAUCGAGAUGUUCAGAGCUACGAAAGCUGCAGAUGAGAAACUAGCCUUAUUAGAAUCUAAAUAUACCAACACUGAAGAUGAUCAAGAUUACGACAAAGAAGAAGAGGAUAUACUGCGUGACAUCUACUUGCAAAGAAUGAAAUCAUUGAGUUAUAAGACUUUCAAUGAACUAGAGCAAAUUCUUUAUGAAGAAGAACUUUUGAACAAUUUCACUCAGAUGUCACCAAGUGAAAUGGUCAAUGCCACUAAUUCAAGGAACGAUUCUGAAGGUGACCAUGAGCGUAAAUCAGAGAAAGGCUAUACAGAAAGAUUAGAGACUCUGAAUAAGCCACUAUUAUCGAAAAAGGGUAAAGUGUUGAGAAAUUUCACUUUAUUAGACAAGAGAACGGAAUUGGUGAAUAAAGUACGAGGAUAUGGCCAAUACGGACCAACAAUGACAGUUGAAGAAUUCUUAGAGAAAGAGUUUGAAGAAGGAAGAGUCCUUCAAGGAGGUGAGGAAGCACCAGAGGUUCAUGAUUCUGACGAUGAAAAAUGGCAAGAUGAGCAAACGUAUAAAGCCCGUGAAUGGGAUGAAUUUAAAGAAGCUAAUGCUAAAGGUAGCGGUAACACGAUUAAUCGUGGUUAA